Frankliniella occidentalis (western flower thrips) is the source of this 6100-nucleotide messenger RNA. It is a transcript of the gene VAChT, whose product is annotated as vesicular acetylcholine transporter. Gene Ontology annotation, molecular function: xenobiotic transmembrane transporter activity; acetylcholine transmembrane transporter activity. The coding region runs from base 533 to 2302 and encodes 589 amino acids. The record is from RefSeq and is a predicted model, not a curated record. NCBI's taxonomy places the organism in Eukaryota, Metazoa, Arthropoda, Insecta, Thysanoptera, Thripidae. Gene Ontology annotation, biological process: xenobiotic transport; chemical synaptic transmission; transmembrane transport. Gene Ontology annotation, cellular component: AP-1 adaptor complex; membrane; AP-2 adaptor complex. The transcript is spliced from 2 exons.
CGUCGCAUUAGCAGCAUUAGUUUUGUCGUAGUUUAGUUUUGUUUCUCUCGGUUUCUCUUGUUAGUUUCGUGUUCGAGUCUAAGUAAUUAUCAUUUUGAAAUCCACGUUUACUGUGUUUCUUUAGUAUAUUCGAAAUUUAAAGAAGAACUUCCUGUUCCGACUAACCUUUAAACAUACAUUUGUUUAAGUCAUAUUUUCACCUAGACCCGUACAUUUUGAAAUGACCAGUACAGUGAACAUUAUCAAGAGUGAGGAGUUAAAUAAAUGUUUUACUAUGAGGCAAGCCACAAGUUAUUUUCAAGUUAAUCAACAAAAUUUGAACAAGAACUGGUUGGUGGAUACUUCUCUACAUCAGCAUCAUCAGUCUGCUCAAGUAAGGUUGUUGAUCCCGAGGCUCGAGUCCUAGAGGAGGAGGGGGAAGAUGGGGACGGAGCUCUCGUCACCCGGCCCGCUCCCGCACCCGACCAGCGCCGGCCAGCCCGGCCAGGAGCACGCCCACUGAACACCGCGCGAGGACGUCGCCGCCGCCGCCAUGAACCAAAUACCCAUUCUGAGUGACAUAGACUGGCGGGCCCUCAAGGAGACGGUAUGGAACCGCCUCCAGGAGCCGCGCGCCCAGCGCAAGCUGGUGCUGGUCAUCGUGUGCAUCGCCCUGCUGCUCGACAACAUGUUGUACAUGGUGAUCGUGCCCAUCAUCCCAGACUAUUUGCGUUACAUCGAGGAGGGCGAUCCCGAGCCUUUGCCGCCGAGCAACCUCACGACCCCAGUGCCGGGAUCGCCUUUGCACCGCGAUCACCACGGCCAGGACACGUCGACGGGCAUCCUCUUCGCGUCCAAGGCCAUCGUGCAGCUGAUGGUGAAUCCGUUUUCGGGGGCACUCAUCGAUCGCAUAGGCUACGACCUCCCCAUGAUGGUCGGGCUGGUGGUCAUGUUUCUCUCCACCGCCAUGUUCGCGUGCGGCCGCAGUUACGGCACUCUGUUCUUCGCGCGCAGCCUGCAGGGCGUGGGUUCUGCCUUCGCCGACACCUCUGGCAUGGCCAUGAUCGCCGACCGCUUCACCGAGGAGUCUGAGCGCUCCAAAGCGCUCGGAAUCGCGCUCGCCUUCAUCAGCUUCGGCUGUCUGGUGGCGCCUCCAUUUGGUGGAGCGCUCUACCAGUUUGCUGGAAAGGAGGUGCCCUUCCUGGUGCUGGCCUUUAUCUCGCUCAUGGAUGGCAUCAUGCUUCUUCUUGUCAUGAAGCCCGUCAAGGAGCAGUUGAGGGAAAGCAAGGAGGUGAGGGCGCCUACAAUCCCCAUCUGGAAGCUGAUGAUGGACCCGUACAUUGCCGUGUGCGCUGGCGCACUCAGCAUGGCUAACGUGGCCCUCGCCUUCCUAGAGCCCACCAUCUCGCUCUGGAUGGAAGAUAACAUCACAACGGACAACUGGAAAAUCGGCAUGAUCUGGCUGCCGGCCUUCUUCCCGCAUGUGCUGGGCGUCGUGCUAACGGUGAAGAUCGCCAAGCAGUACCCGCAACAGCAGUGGCUCAUGGUGGCCGUAGGGCUCACCAUGGAGGGGCUGUGUUGCUUUAUCAUACCCUUCUGCCGUUCCUACAAGGUGCUCAUGAUUCCCAUCUGUGGCAUCUGCUUCGGCAUUGCCCUCGUGGACACGGCGAUCUUGCCGACGCUCGGUUACCUGGUCGACGUGCGGUACGUGUCCGUGUACGGCAGUAUCUACGCCAUCGCUGACAUUUCCUACUCAGUGGCGUACGCCGUGGGGCCCGUAAUCGCCGGCAGCGUGGUUGAAGCUGUCGGCUUCACAGCACUAAACAUUUGCAUCGGCUUUUCCAACCUGCUAUAUGCCCCGGUGUUGAUAUAUCUUCGGAACAUCUACGACUUCAAACCUUUCCAGAGCGAAGCCAACAUAUUGAUGGGCGACCCACCAAACAAGGAGUACCAAACGUACACAAUGCACGACCAGAGGUUGGUGUCAGGCGACCUGAAGAAUCACCUCGAAUAUGGUCGGCUCCAGGACGAUAAUGACACGGCCGAGACAAGCCUCGACGCCAAGCAGCUUGAAGGGUCAAACGGCUAUGCUGGAGCAGAUCAGGGCUACUACCAGCAAGCAGCCUACCAACAGCAGCAGCCGCAAGGCUACCAGCAGCAGCCCCAGGGAUACCAACAACAAGGCUACCAACAGCCUGCGCCACAGGCAUACCAGAGGCCGGCAGCGGCUGCACCCGAGGCUCCUGCCACUAACCCAUUCCGCCAGGAAGCUCCUGGACCGGCUGCGAGCAGUGGCACCAACCCCUUCCGGCAAGGGUGGUAAACAUCACUGUUUUCCCAUUAUGAAACCUUUAUUAAAUGUUACAUAAAACAGUCGCAUGCCUUCAAUGUUAUUUAUUACAAAUGCUGUAUGUUACAUAUGAGUGUUCUGUUGAAGUUUCUCCCAACAUAUUAUGUUUUGGUGAAUAGUUGUAAGUUGUAAAUACUCAAACGCCGACACUGUUAAAAUUUUCACGAAAAAAAAUGUUAAGAAACGUUAUUGUUAAGAUAAGCUAUUGAUCCUGGUUGAUCAAACAUAUCUGUUAAAGCUUUUCUGAAAUACUGAUGUUGAAUGCGCAAAUAUUAGCUUAGAUCAAUUGUUGCUAUUUCUUAGUUAUAAUUACUUUGGAUAAAAUUCCAAUGUAUCAGUGUCAUAGAUCAAUGACUCAGUGAUAAUUUUAAAAGCCCAAUAUAUAAGAUCUAGUUUAAGAUUUUGAUUUUUUUAUUGUUUUGUUCUCUUGUUAUUGUGGUUGGCGCAAUCAGCGACACCAUGUCACCAAGAAAUCAUCAAACAUAUCUGGGACAAAUGUCCCGUUUACUUAUAAGUGUUACUAUUGUAAGAGAAAAUUAUUGUAACUAUAAUAGAUGUUAUAUUGGAUUGACAACGGAUGUGUGUGUGUGUGUGUGUGUGUGUGAGUGUGUGUGUGAAAAGUGGAAAAGUGGGUGGGGGUGUGGGCCGGCGUGUGUUUGUUUAAGAGAGACAGAGAAAUUGAGUGAGUGAUAGAGAAAGGGUCAUAGAGGCGGGAGAUCAAUGGAACGACAGCCUGCGUGAGUGCCUGAAAUACGUUUGUGAAUUUGAUAAUGCAUAGAUGUUAUGUAACAUGUGUGAAAUAACACUUAGAAAGUUGAGAUGAAACUUACUUUUUUAACUAUGGAUACUGUCUUAUUACGAUGUUUGAGCACAUCUUUGAAAAGACUGCCGCUGGUAGGAAUCAUAUCACCCUUUAUUGAAAAAGAUCAUAUUUUAGACACAAAUGCGAGUCAGUCUAAAGUUUCGUGCAGUUUUAAAAUAUCCCUACUUCCUCCUUUUGAAAUCCUAGGAUAGAACUUAGUUACUAAAGCCAACAAAUUGCCAUUGGCAAUAUUUCAAACUGAUGAAAGCCCUCUCCGCAAAUUAUUGCUCACCUAUCGGUUUAGUUUGUAUAUAGUUUCAAAUUUCAUACGGUACCGCUGCAAUAACCUUUAAACCGAAUGUGCCGCUCACAUAAAUCAUUGCGUUAGAUACGAACUACAGAUUCAAUGCAUACUCUUUGUGUCCUUAACUUUAGUGUGCAUAUAGAGUGAUGCAAGUUUUUUAAAAAGGUUUGACAAUGUGCAAUAAAACUCGAAAUUCUUUAUUUGCUGAGUACUAAACGUCACGUCGUCACAUGACAAAAUUUUUGUCACAACCAAAACCUUUGAGUUAGCCGAACUCGGGUACUAACCAGAUCUCUAGCAGUAGGGUAUAGCAGUUCAUAUCACUUGAGCGGGUUGCCAGUAAGGCGUGAAGGUGAAGGGAAGAUCCACGCACAAUUAUUUCCCGCCGUAUUGGUCUUUUCACAAACAUUCCAUCGAUUACUCAUACCAUCUAGUUGUAGAAGCAGUGCAGCUGCCUAUGAAACGGAACAGCAAUAAAAAAUAGUCUAUUUUGUCUUGUGAUGUUAUCAUUGACUGUAGAUUAAAUAAAUAUAAAAAAUGUAGGUAGCUAAAUUUAUUUAAUAAUUUACUUUUGACAUUUUAUACUUUGUUAAUGGGUGCCUUUUUAAAAGUCUCCCUGAGCUAUGCCAGAUCCCUACUGUCGCAAUUCUAUCGUACAUUGUGUAUGAACAGAUUCAAUGUGACAAAAACAUCACAUUAAGUCAUUCGUGUAAGAUGUCUCGCUUUAUCAUUUGAGUUAACCGUAGUUUUAGAUGUGGCGUUGAGUCAGAUGUGCAUGUAUUCCGGCAAUAAAUGAAUUUGCUACACGCUGAUCAAUGCCUAAGUUCAGAACGCGUAAGGCAAACUCUGUCACGAAGAAGCGUUAGUAAAAUAUUGACCGUUACAAUUGUGAAGGUAUUUUCCGACAACAGAUCAUCUGUUUGGAUUAAUAAAAUGACCGACUUGUGUGGUGUCGGCCUACCGCCCUUCGUCUAUUGCAUGUCUAGUGUCAAUACGAGCUUGUCUCAUUUUACAGUUAUCUCAGUAUUACACCAACAUUUCUCCUGAGUAAAAACCUAAAAAGUUGUAAAUAAAUGUGCUUUAAGCCAUGUAUUCAAGCAGCAAAUUAUUUUAUGUGAACUUUUAGUGUAGAUUCCUAUUUUGUUAUCAUGAUUGCCAGAGGAGGCAAAUACCCAUGACUGUAAUUAAAAGCAAUGCCGCUUUAAGAUUAAUUUGCAUAUCUUGUUAAAUUGCUCUGUUAAUAAUUGCAUGUUUAACUAUAUUGUGUAUCGAUUGUUUGUGCGUUUACUUGAGAUCAGUGCGUUACAAUAUUUGUUACUAUUUGUUCACUGUUGAGGCUGUCGUUUUUAGCGAUGAUUAUAUUUGUUGUGUUAAUAUCGUGAGGAAAAAACCCUCAGGGCAAAAACUAAAUGUUUCAAAGGUUUCGGUUUAUAAGACCUCUUUUCUUUUGAGAAAAUAAAAUAAAACUAUCUUCCUAUGCCCUGUCUAAUUAGCUUUGCCCAUAUUUUUAAAAACCUUGACGUUUUUAAUAAUUCAAGCUGCUAGAUAAAGGUGACCAUGUUAGUAGGUGACGUAAGAUGCAGUGCACUGCCAUAGAAUCUGUCAAAGAAAUCAUAGCCACCUAAAUACUGUUAUUUUCAGUUAGUCUCAGUUUGCAUUUACGAAGACGCACUCGGAGAAAUUGUGUUAUAUUGUAGCAACCAUGCUACACUGAUAACUGAAGUGUUCUGUUUAACACUUUGUGAAGUAUGGCAGAGUCUCCUACAUAAUGAACUGUAAGACGCGCUAGCUCUGCGAACAUAAGUGUAUCCAGUGAGAAAUGUUUUCCGACGACAUCGCUUCGACAUCGUCUUUCUCGUCCUUACGCCAUUAAAUUGUGCUUGAAAUUAACAGCCGAUGUCGUUUCGAUAUCGGUUCGACUUUUAACUGUCGAAAGGCCGUCGAUUUUAAGCACACUUUCAUGUCGUAAUGACGUGGAAAACAAUGUCAAAAUGGGGUCGUCGUAAAAAUUUCUCACUGGGGUAGUGCAGUAAAUCUCUGACAUUAAAUAUCGUAGAGCAGAAUGUGCCCCACGUGUUAAUCUAAGACCGUAGUCAAACAACGUUGAUGGUGAGGCACAUGUUGUUCUACAUUAGUGUCACACAGAGGAUUCUCGACGUUAGGUAUUGACAGACACAUGAUGCUCUAUGUAUGAUGGUGACCAAGGUCGUUCUUCCAUACUUUACCAAGUGUUAGACUGUACCAGGCUUUGGUUAUAAGUGUGGCCAGGUUUGAAGCGGCAACACUAAUAUAACAAUACGCUCAUUGUAAGAUAAAAUGUUGUUAAAAUUGUCGUUUGCAUGUAAAAACAGGUCAGUCUCCUGAAACCUUUUUUUAACAGUCUACCGCAUGUAACGUAAAAUAUAGAGUACGUUUGAUUGAUUAGAGCACACUUUUUCCUGAGGUAACCUGAAAAUGUACCAAACAGACUGCAAAAGCUCUUAUCUUCUUCCGGCUCUAUCAAGAAAAGCUUUUUAUCGCGAAACCUAUUUAUAUAUUUAUGUGUGUGUUUAGUGAAGAUCUAUGAGUACUAGGGCGCGCAUGUUCUGUGGCAUAUCAAUAUAACAAAGAGUCUUCACCCUAAUACUGUACAUUAAAAUGUAAAUAAAUUAAUAGUCGUUAAUGA